Messenger RNA from Tigriopus californicus, 1725 nucleotides. Its product is annotated as zwei Ig domain protein zig-8-like. The record is from RefSeq and is a predicted model, not a curated record. Gene Ontology annotation, biological process: synapse organization. The transcript has 7 exons. The coding region runs from base 457 to 1554 and encodes 365 amino acids. NCBI's taxonomy places the organism in Eukaryota, Metazoa, Arthropoda, Copepoda, Harpacticoida, Harpacticidae. Gene Ontology annotation, cellular component: neuron projection membrane.
UUGUGGACCCCGAAAACAAUUGCCAGUCAGUCGUGAGUAGUACGAGUAUAACUCGGAAUUGCCCUUGUCUCUGUGGAGAGAAGACACGAUCUAAGAGCACGAGGAGGGCCUUGAGCUCAAGAGAAGAAAAAGACCAAGACCAACGAGACGAGUGAUGUACUUGAAAUGUGAAUGGGCCGCCAUCAUAAUCGUUGGGGAGAAGUGUUUUGUUCCUUCGCUCGCUUGAGGCUCAUUCUAUUUGUCAUGUCAGCAGGUGGAUGGAACCGUAGAAGAGGUUUCUUGUAGCGAGGACAGUCAGUUUGGUCACUCGUUUGUGUUUCACCCUAAAAAUUCGGGUUGGUUGGGGGCUCAAGUGCGUUUGAGUGUGUCACCAUUUUCUUUUUUUCUUGUCGAGUUUCGUGUGCACACAGACAACCAAAACUAGAUUGAUCCACACCCAUGAGGCCCAGACGUUAGAUGAGGCCUCCCAACUCGGGUACCAUGACGUCUAGGCUAGUGACUGUAUGCAUUCUUGUUAUUUCGUGGGCUUCCAGCAUUGGGUUGGCCAAAGAGUCCGGAGAUGCCCCACAUCUGACUCAGAUCCGUCAUCAAGGCACCAAGGCUUUUGAGGCCAUGUCCCAAAGGCGGGCCAAGAUCCGACCCCAAUUCGUGGAUGUGAAUGCCACCACAGUUAUUGGACAACUCAAAGGGACCAUCAUUCUGGAUUGCAACAUCUUCAUGCUUCAAGACCACACGGUCUCAUGGGCCCAUAAACCGGUGGACAAAGAUGGACUUGACCUGCUCACCAUUGGGAAUUCCACGUAUACAUUGGAACCAAGGAUUGCGGCAGAGUUCCUGCAUCCCACUAAUUGGGGUCUUAGGAUCUCGAAUAUUCAGCCUGAAGAUGCUGGUACCUACAUUUGUCAAAUCUCUACCUUCCCACCCAAAGUGCGGAUCCUCUUCCUGGAAAUUCAAGGUCCCAUGAUCGAGAUUGUUCGUGAUCAGGUUGUCUACAAUGCCGGAAGUCAUUUGGAAGUGGCUUGCGUCUACAAGAACACGACGGGAUCCAAGGCAUCCAAGGAAUCGGCCGAAGUCCGCAAGGUCGAUGAGGUCCAACGCAUCCUUGAGGUCUCUCGUCAGGGCGGCCGAUUCAACCAAGACGUUCCGGAGGACACCAUCUUAUGGCUGCAUAAUGGAAAUCGAUUCAGCCACAGGAACCGACGGAGAGUGAAGACGAUCCGCAAGACGGAUCACAUUCUUAGUGUACUUUCCAUCAAGAGCGCCAUCUUGGAGGAUUCGGGGAACUACUCUUGUGUUCUAGCCAGUACCAACCACUCAGAUACUGUUCGACUGACAGUUGUUAAUGGCGAGCACUCUGCUGCGAUUUAUAAAAUUAGUGAGGUCCUGGCCACUAGUGGAAGCUCCGGAUCGUCCUUGCUCAAAACCAAUAAAUAUUAUCAAGAAUAUGCUCUCUUCCUACCCGUCGUUGUGGUCAUGCUGUGUCGGACUUUUUAUUCGGCCAGUGGGCUUGAACCGGAGUUUGGCGGCCAUCCAAGCCUGACCGGAUUUUCAUAGCUUUGUCUAGCGAUUGAAUCCUUCAGGUGUGGAGACACUGUCCCUAUUUCUUCUACGGGAAAAUCGAAAUGACUGAACGAACUGGACAUCAAGUUUUAAGUCUAAAUUGCGAAGAUUCUGUUAGAAAUCGGAAUCCGGUUACAAGAGUAGGGUCAGAAUAUGAAGUGAAUG